This is a messenger RNA of Caenorhabditis auriculariae, 4952 nucleotides long. The record is from the annotation of a GenBank genome assembly. Lineage: Eukaryota; Metazoa; Nematoda; Chromadorea; Rhabditida; Rhabditidae.
AUGGUUCUGCAGAAAGAGGCAAAGGCGUGGUUUCAAGAGUGCUUUACUGAGUGGGAGAAGCUUUCAGGCUGAAUUCAAAGAAUCUUAUUGUAAUAAAAAUAAAAAUUCUGACAAAUUUCCAGGUACAUCCCACCGCGAGCGGCAGCUGAAGUUGAAACCUGGGUUUGCGAGGAUUUGAAGGAAGUCCGCGGGGAGUUGCGCAAGCAAAACUGUCUGCUGGAUGUCCUCCACAACAAAGUUUGUUUUUGUUUCUCCUUGUUGCCAGCUUUCACCUUCCGCAAAAAGUGAGAGUUACUCAUGUAUUUAGCGUGAGAUAAUUCACGAGAACCGUCACUCCCUUCGAAUUUUUUUUUUCUUUGAAGGAACACCCUGGGGAAGGCAAAAAAUAAAUUUACGAGGUGAUUCUUCCCAACUAAUCCGUUUUCUGGAGCCGCUUAUGCUUUUUGCGGCGUCUGUUUGAGGUCAACUGAGCCAUGAAGGAAAAAUGGAUGUUCUUAGAAAAAAGGAGACAUUCAUUGUUUGGAAUCACUAAAAAACUUGGAAUUAUAAGUAAAGAUGAACAGCUUUAAAAAAAUCAUAUUUUCUCGUAUAAGUUGAAGGCCUAAAAAAAGUCGAGCAUAUUUCUAAAAAAAUUUUUAUUUUGAGCUUUUUCGUUUUAGACUCAAUAUUUUUAUAUAGUUUCUUCAUCAUUUUCUUAAGACGAAGCACACUGUCGAGGAACGUAAUUUAUGUGAAGAGCUUAUUCUGGAAGUAAGAAAGAAUGACGAAAAUGAAUUCGAAAAGAACUUCUGCGAGCUCUAUGUUAUUUUUCUAUACAUGCUCUUCGGAUCAUAACAUAACAAGAGAAGAAAAGGAAGCAGUAAACAAAGAACAAAAGACGGUUCCUGGACAUCUGUUUGAGGUCAACUAAGCUCUGGAGAGAGAAAAGAUAAUGCUUUUUCGACAAAAAAAAACAUUCAAAACUUCAAAAGAAACAUUAAGCCGAGAGAGGCCCAAAAAAUAAUUUUGACCAUCUUUUAAUAAUGGCUUUGACAAAACAAAAAAUGCCAAAAAGAGAAAAUGAAAAAAAGACAAACUGAAAGAAAAGUUUUUUGGAAAAACAGAAUGACGAAUUAGUUUCGAAAUAGACGGUUUUGAAAUAUCUUUUUCCAACACUAAAAAGAUUUGAAUGAACAGAGAAACGGAUCGUUGAUCAUGAAAGAAAGACUUAACAAAAGAUUUUCCCUGAAGAAUGUGGAAAUUGAUUAACUAGGCCACCAAGCGUGCAACGUCUUUUUUUUCGGACCGCUGAUUUUCCUGGCCUGGUCGCCGCACUUAUGAAAAAAGGCGAUUACCGUUCCCGAACAAACUGCGCGGUAAUUUGAAGAAGUUGAGCGAGAGAUGAAUCUGAGAUGAUAAGGGAGAGGUGGUUGGAAGUGUCGAAAGAGUGAGGCCGCCAGAUUUCGAUCAAAUUUCUAUGCCACGCCCACAAUUUGUUGUGGCCGCUGUCCAGACCGCACCUUUGGUCAGAUCUACGCGUAAUUCUCAGAAAAGAGACCUCGGAUUAUACGAUUUGCCACAAGAAAAUGAGGAGAUCUUUUUUGUGAUUUUACGGAGAAGUUUUAUGCGGAACAAACUUCCGAUUGGGUUAGUUUUAAAAAAAACCUCCAUUUUUUUAACGAAGAGAAGGGUUGGAAAUCUUGAUAUUUUACAUACUCUGGGGACUUAUUGAAGGCCGUUUUCCUAGACUUCAAUCUUAAUUUUUUUUUUUUUAACAAUCUCUCUUUGCUAUAGCGAUAUGAAACUUUCAGAAAUAGUCAUUAUCAUACAAAUGAGAAAAAUAGUGGGAAAGAGACUUGAUUGUGGCGAUCCACGGCGACACCCGCCGCUGUCGUUACGCAAUCACAUCAUUCAGACCGACAAAAACCGACUUCCCGUUGAUUUGAUGACUCUUUUCACACCACUUUUGAACUUGUUCCGUAGAAUCUACGAAAAAAAAGGAAAAAUAGUAUUGGAUCUAAUUUGAAUCAGUUUUCGUUGGCAUAUCGCCAACUUUUUUUCUUCCUUCUUUGCUGUGACAUUGAAAAUGAACGUCCUCGGCGGCCGUGAUGCGUGAACUCAUGAUUUCUUUGCGGCCCUUUUGUUGGAAGAUUCUAAUCCUUGCGGAGAAACGAACAAAUUUUUCGUUUCACCGGUGCCCAUUGGAUAUAAUUCUCCAAAACGAUUCAAAAUGGUGAUUCUGGAAGCUUUCAGAUCAGCGCGAGACAUCAGAAACGGCUCCCCACGAGAAGUCUAGACGAGCAGCUAUGGCAAGUUCAAUGCGCCAUCACUGUUCUGAAACGACGAGUAAAGGUGAUUUGAAUAAAGUAAUAUUCAUCUUUCGAAUCUAUUGCCUUUUCAGCAGUUUCCUGAGCCUCCGCCGGUCGCCUCGGUCACUCAAGUGGACCCUUGCUGUGCUGAGAUUUACGAGGAGAAGCAGUUGAUGGCGACACAAGGAAUGUUGAGGUAAAAGAGCUGAAAAUUUCUCAAAACUGUUUUUUUUUUCAAACGGCUUCAUUUUAAUCAUAAAAUUUUUAGUUCAAAAAAAAGUUGUUGAAAAGUCAUCAUUGUUAACGUCACUCAUACUCCAUGAGAUAUUGAAUCAAGUUCAAAUUUUCAUUUAAAAAAGUGCGAAUAGCAUAUAGGCAUAUUUUUUAAAGUUUCAACAAAGUAUGAAACGAAGUUCUGCCCCCGAGAUUAGAAAAGUUCUUAUGAAGUAGAAGUUUUUGAAAAUUUCUUCAUCAGGGAAGACCUUGUGGAUGAACAGCGUCGGAUCGCUCUGCUGUGCUGGAAACUUCGCGAGCUCGGCGUCGAAUCUCCGAGGGUCUUCGGCAUGGCGAGCCUCUGCAACUCGACCGACUCCGAAGAGGCCACGUCAUCUUCGACUUCGGCUGACGUCGAUGAGAACAGUCUUCUGAGUGCCGAGGAGCGUGAAUGGAAGGAACGUUGUCGUCUCGAAGAUGCCGCUCGUUCGGCCCUACUCGGCGAAAUCGUUCGUCUUCGCAACGAGUGCGCAGUUCUUCGUGCAAAGAUAGAGAUGACGUCACAGGGAGUUUCUACCGUCAAGUCAGCUACGACUCCAACCAAUCCCGCUGUUUUUGUUUCUAGAUUUUAGUUCUGUCAAUCAUUCUGUAUAUGAAAUGAGGUCUACAGAACAGGCUAAUGGGUCUGAAUUUUGAAUAGUUUUAGCUUGAAUGUUUCUCGUGAGAUUAACUCUGUGAUCAGUGCCUUGAUCUUGUGUUAGCUCAGAAUCUGUGCCUUAUUCUUCGAACGUGACAAAUUGAACUCUUUUUUCUGUUUCGGCUUGUUUCACUUCAAAUAUCCUGUCCUAUUCAAUCACUUUUGUUUCCUUAAUUUUGAUCUAGUCCCGGUUUUUAAUAGGUGACUAUGCAUAACCAUUUCAUUGGGUAGCAGACACGAAAGAACUGUGCGAGUUUUAUUUCAAUUUUUUGAAAUCAAUCCGUAAUCUCGAAUCUGCUUGAACGUUUUAGCUAUGGCAUGGAAUUUUUCCCUUUCUGUAAUUUUAUGUUUGAUUCUGUGCUUUGCCGGCGCGGCCGGAUCCAUCCAUGUGAAUAAAAUCUUUCUUUGUAAUAUUCAACUCUUUUUUUGAAUGAACGGCUUGUUCCAAGGUUUUAUUUUUGAUUGGUUCUUUUAUCCAGCUGAAUUUAAAAAAAAUGAAUUCAGUUAUGAGCGAGGAUUUGUUCAAAAAGCCGAAGAAAAAAGUGCAAGUUCGAAAGAGAAUUUUAGAAGAUGAAGGAGAAGGUUGGUAUUUUAGGGGAUUGAAGGAGUUGUAGUAAUUUUUCAGAUGAGGGAUCUCGGUUAGACGAUAUCAAAGAGCUGCAGAAGGCGCGUGAGAAGAAAAACGGCCUGACCGAACUCGAAUGUGCCGUCGGCAUUUCUAAAGUCUGUUUGUCAACUCAAAACUGAAAAAUCAAGCAACGAAGUUGAAAAAAUUUGGCGAGGAUAUAUUUCUAGAAAUUAAGUCGCAAAUUUUUCUACUCUCGAAAAAAGGGCUUUGAGGGCGCACCACCGUAAAGAAUUAUGGAAAAAGAGUUGAUCAAAACUUUUGUCCUUUUGACUGGAGAGAUUUUAUUGCCUGAUUGGUAAUGUAUUCCAAAUUAGGCAGCCGCUCUGGAGGACGGAAUUCAAAUGACAGGGGGUGGAAUGACUAUGACGCAAAAGAAAAAAGCGGCCAUGGAGGCGGCGAGCAUCGAAGCCGGGCUCAGGUUGAGCUUCUUCUGAUGAAUUCCCCAACAAACAUUCAUUUUUAAGGGAACAGUUCGAGAAAGAAACAAUGUUACGCGAUGAACACGAAGAGUUGCGGAAGUACAUCGACGAAGGCAUGAAGCAGGUCCGUGGCGACGGAAAAGCUCCGACGACGUCCAAGUCGGUUGCGCUCAGCUCCCUGACGCCUGAGGAAAGGGUAGGUCAAAGUGUCGUCAGAAUAUUAUUCUUGUAGGCCUCUUGUAAGAAAAAAAAAACAGAUACUAACCUAAACAACUUUGGUACAUAAACGGUGUUUAAAAAUUAUAAGGAAACAACUGAUAUCCCUCAACGUCAGGACGUAGAAAGUAUAAAAAUGUCAAAAAAAAAAUAUCUUGGAAAAUGAAGUUGGGUUUGCAGGAAUCAGAGAUGCUGCGACACGUGGCGAGCAAGCUGAAGAACCACCGGAGCGAGGCAUCGACGGAACUCCUUUCUGAGCACAUGUUGGCCGGAAUUCCAGAGGUCGACCUCGGAAUCAGCGCCCGCAUCACCAACAUCCUCGAGACGGAGAAGAAAAAGAAGUUCCUCAUGGAGAAGGCGAUCGCCGUGGCGGCCGGUCUGCCUCCGCCGGUUGAAGAGACCGAUGAGGUUGGUUAUUUCUCUCUUCUUAUUAUGAACAACUUUUUUUCCAGCCUCUCCAAAAGCGUCGACGUGGCUUCCAGCGACGAUAG